AUGACUCUUCCCUACUGUUGCCACAUCGGUAGUCAGAUCGACGUAGAAUUUAACUCACCUUCCGGUUUACCUAAGUGGGUCUUAAACUCAUUUAGGCACCCGAAGGUUCCUGCCGAUAACUUGACUUAUAAAGACAAAGAUUUAAUGAAUUUGGAGGAUAAGGGCGGGAAACAGGAGUUGGCGAUUUCCGACGUGAAGGUCGAUAAAGACCAGAGGAGCCAAGAUUCAGCGAGUUCCAACAGUUCGUCGGACACGAGGACGAACUUCGACUUGGGCCUAGAAGACGAGGCAUCGAGCUCUGACCACCGGGAAAUCAUUAAGUUUCAGCUGUCUUCCAUGAUCAACAAGUCCAUGAUAUACUACCUCACGCUGCACAACACGGACUCCAGGUGUCCCGGCCUCUUGAACUCGUCCAAGAAGCCGCUUUCAAUCAAUUCAAGCUCAAAGUACGAGAUCGUGACGGGGCUGAUAGACUGCAUAAUGAACCUGAUUUCAGCAAAGAGGAAGGGCAAGGAGGCGGUGGUGAUCACGAACGAGUACUCGGGCAUCUUCACGCCCGACGAAAUCAUGAUAACGAGGUCGAGCAUAACGUUCCGCGAGGACCUAAAGAAGCACAAAAUACCGUUCACGACAAUCUAUGACGAAAUAAGGUCGUUUCAGAAGGAGAUGCCCAAGGUCAAGAAGCCUAAGGUAGACUACUCUGACAUAAUACACUCAUACCUGAAGAACGACUACGGAGCUACGAAGAAGAGACAAAGGGCGUUCCAAUCGGCAGAACAGAGCGACCUCAAAUACAUAAACAGGAAUGACCCGAAGGCGUAUUUUUUUAACUCGAUGAACCUGCCGAAGUCGGACGACUACGACGUUAGCGUGAUGAGGGUCUCGGGGAAGGACAAUUGCACGAAGCUGCUGAACGUGCUCUACAAGUCGAACAUCGACAGCCUCCUGGGAAAAAACGCGGAAAAGCCGUGCACGGUGAGGAUGCUGCUCUCGAACUUCGCGACGCAGUUCUCGAAGAUGAACCACGCGCGCUUCGACUACUCGAACAAUAAGGGAGUCUGCAAGAUGUCUAUCAUGGGCCUGCUCACGCCGGCGGCGAUGUUGAGCACGUUCAGCGUGCUGAAGAUGCUGGAGAGCGUCCGAAUAUCGCAAAACACAACGGCGAGCGUGAAGUACAACGUCUCCUUUGACGAGGAGAUGUACGAGCGGCCGCUGCGGAUAUCCCAAAGUAAGAUCUACAAGCACUUCAUGGACAACUACUCCUCGAUCAGAAGGAACUACAAGGCCACGUACAUCGCGCUGAAGAAGCUGGUGCCGUUCAAAAAGUUCAUAGUCAGCGAAAGUAACCUGUCAAUAGCGCCAAUGCCCGGGGCCUCCGGCAGCAGAAAGCUGGCCCUGAAGAACGAAGAGAAGCUGGCCUUGGACAACAAACCGGCGUUCUCAAAGGGCACGGACUUGGCGCUGAUCGCGAAGAAGCCGGAGUCAGAAGUGGCGGUGGUGAAGGACACGCUGUACUUCAGCCUCUCGAAGACGAGGCAGGUCCUUUCGACCAUCGAAGGCAACAAUAUCGCAUUGACCCAGUCCACGCUGUCCUUCCUGAACGACUCGUUCAAGAAUGUGACUGGCGUCCGCCUGAGGGACCUGACCUACGGAGACGGAUCCAAGUGCUACGUGGACCUGUAUCCGAAUCAAGUUAAAACCAACAGAGCGGCAUCGACUGUGACCAAUGGUGCUGAGAACACGGCGGCGACCGAGGAUUUCACGACUUCGGUGCUCUCCUACGUCAUGCCGAACAACUUUUCGAACGGGAUCUGGGUUCUUUCAUACCUCCUGCACAGUUCAGGCCAAUCGCAGCUGUUUGAUAAGAAGUCGCUGGAGAACAUCACGAAGCAUGACGUUUUUAAGACUAAUUCCAACGAGUGUUUACUUGAAUCGCCACGAGAGACCGGAGAAAUCGACCUGUUUCAAUCUGUGAACUUUCCACUUGCUCAGCAGUCAUACAUCGCACCCCUGGUGGCCCACAUUAACUUCAACAAACAAUUCGCACUCGUGUUUAAAGUUACGUACUCGAGUUAUGUUAAAGGUGAGCAUCUUGCUCCCAGUCCCACUUUAGUAGUGAAUAAUGCGUCAAAGCUACAGGCAUCGCCUCCGCCACCUGAACGCGAGUUGAACUUAACCAAGGGCUGGAACAACUACUUCAAGCAGAAAUCUCUGCACAACCAUAAAGAACCAAAUUCCCCAAAUAAAACUACCACCAACGGAACGACCCCUGAUAACAUUCCCAAUAACAUCGGUAACACUGACGACUUCAUUUUAUUAAAUAGCAUAGUGGGCAUGCCAAACGUGAGCAGGAUCCUGUCCAUAAAGGGAAGCAAGUUGAACUCCAUUGUCAGAAUAGAAAGUGAAAUAAAGAGUGAUUUUGGGACUAUAAACACGAGCUUGAGGAGUUUCGGAAGAUCGCAGAUAUGCACCUUUGACUUUGAAACCACGACCAUGGAGGACAUGUUUAAUGGAACAGAUAAUAUCCUGAGGCAGUUUGAAGAAAUAAUCAACAGGACGAAGGAGGAAAGGCCACGCGACCUGACCCACUACGUGCUGCUGUUCAUGUUCAGCAAUGAGCCUUCGGUGCAGGAGUGCGUAAACCUGAAAAUGCUGAAAAACGUGCUCAACUCUAACCAGAUUAAGUUCAGUCCGAAGAUAGCGGCGCUCAACAACCUCGACUUCAAGCACCUGAACAAAACGAACGUGAACAAGUUCAUAAAGUCGUUCACAUCGAGCGGGUUCGCGUCAGGGUCUAAAAAACUCGAAAAGGAUGCGGUCUCGUACUCACUGCUGUCCUCGGACAUGAGCAUGGGCGAGAUGAGGGCAUCUCUGAACCUGGUGAGUCGGGACACUAAGUUACAGAUGAUCGGAGUGCCGCUGCUGGACGGAGGCAUAGAGCGCUUUGACCGGAGCUGCAUGAAGGUCGUGAAGGUGCUCAACACCCUGAGGUCGGAGUUCAAAAUCGGCCUCGAAUUCGUGAACCUGAGCUGGAUAUUCGAUGCGUACUUCGACGGAAUGCUGAACUUUAAAGCGAUUCCAGAACAGUACGUGCUGCCGCACCUGAAGGGGAUCCCAAACAAGUACUCGCUCCAGGACUUCUCAAUCCAGCACUUCAGGGAGGACAGCUCCUCCCAGUACAGGCAGGACAUGGACGAGCUCAGCGAGUUCAGCGGCACGCAGGCCAAGUCGUCCCAGGAGUCGAGCCUCGAGCUGCUGUCACAGCUGACGACCAACGGAACGGCCGCGGAAGCAGCCCCAGCCGGCGCACUCGUGCCACUUGAAGGCUCACAGUGCGACGGCGCAAGUCCACUCAGCUUUAAGGAGGCCUACUCCCAGGCGAAGCAGCUUUGGGGCUGGAGCGUGUACGUACUGAAGGAGGCAGAGCUGCAGAUAUCCGAGCAGGACUGUGCGCUUUACCGAAAGCACUGCGGAAUCCGGGUGAAGCCGGUCGAGUCGCUGGACGAGGUCGCCUCGGACGUGGAGAGGAGCGUGCUCGAGGCGCUCUCCAGGUUCGAAAUCAGUGCGAGCGACGUCGAGGAGCACUUUGCACGCGACAGGAUCCUCGUGAACGCGGUCGUGGUAUCAUCCGAAGGCUCGGCGCCGGCGGUCAGCGACGCGCGCUCGGCCCCCGUUGCGUCGCCUCAGGUAGGCGGCAAGAAGGUCUGCUUCGGAGCCUACGAGGGGGUCCCGGUGAUCAACUACAGAAAUACAAAUAAAAAUAAUACAAAAGAAGAGAGGUGUCAGAUGAUGGACGAGAUUCCAGUUCACUAUACACAGCACGGGUACGUUUCCAUUCCAGAGGAGCAAAUGAACAGUCCGAUUCCGCUGUACCCGAGCAACCAGUACAUCAUUCAGAGCGUUGGCCACGAGCCAAUGACUGCACACUACAUGGAUGGAAUGGAGCCGGCGUACAUCUGCAACUACCCGGCAUACGAGGCUGGAGUGCCCAUCAACACGUCGAUCCAGCAGUACAAACAGUCACCUUUCCACUCUAUUGCGUCGUACGAGAUGUCGAGGCCGGAAUCCAAAGCAAUGUGCAACGCAGCCACCGAACAGAGAGACGCUAGCAGGCUCCAAAAGGGCAAAAAGAGCCCCGGAAAGACCACACAUCGUCAGAAAAGGAACUUCCUAUGCUGUUAA
Theileria orientalis strain Shintoku is the source of this 4182-nucleotide messenger RNA. RefSeq lists its product as hypothetical. The record is from RefSeq and is a predicted model, not a curated record. The transcript is spliced from 8 exons. The coding region runs from base 1 to 4182 and encodes 1393 amino acids. Lineage: Eukaryota; Apicomplexa; Aconoidasida; Piroplasmida; Theileriidae.